This is a messenger RNA of Gadus chalcogrammus (walleye pollock), 3121 nucleotides long. RefSeq names its product atrial natriuretic peptide receptor 1-like. Gene Ontology annotation, biological process: receptor guanylyl cyclase signaling pathway; protein phosphorylation; intracellular signal transduction. Lineage: Eukaryota; Metazoa; Chordata; Actinopteri; Gadiformes; Gadidae. The record is from RefSeq and is a predicted model, not a curated record. The transcript has 23 exons. Gene Ontology annotation, molecular function: ATP binding; protein kinase activity; peptide receptor activity. The coding region runs from base 1 to 2580 and encodes 859 amino acids.
AUGGAGAAGGAAUAUUCUGUAGUGUUUCUGCUUCUGAUGCUGUCCAUCCCCCCAGUCGGUUCCUGGCAUGACUUGGACAACAGUGAAUACGACUGUUGGCCUCUGGACGAGCCUAAUGAAUACAAUAUGAUAGACUGUGGAGGUCUAGAGAUGUCUUGGAUUGUCCGUCCUCCAGAAGAGGUGAAGUGUGGUCAGGUGUUCAGCGUCACCUACACGGUCACAGCCCAUGAUGCCUUCUAUGACUGGGCCAUCAAGAAGGACGUCUUCCCUCACAGCUCUAUCGUGGAUGCGGAGGCGGCUCGGUGGUUCUGUGAGCAUCAGGACUGUCCGACCAACUGGAGGGAUGCAGACGGAGAGAACUGCUGCAUCCACCACGCCAACAUACACUCCUGCCCUAUAGGGUUCCUGAAAACCGAUCGGAUCUGUGGGCCAUGGAUCCCUGAUGAUGGAAACAUCUUCACACACACCAUCUCCACCUCUGGAACAAUGGCCCAGACCAACUGGACCUCCAAGGUGGUCCUGGUCCAUCCAGGCCUGACGUCUCUCAUCGCCCACAUCAGGGUGGGUCGCAUGCAGGUUGCCCUGGAGGCCAAGAGCACCGUCCUGCCCCCUCUAGUGUGUGGUGAUGGGCUGUGUGAGGAGGGAGAGCUGUGCUCCACAUGUCCAGCAGACUGUGGAGAAUGCCCUCUGACCCUGGGGACCAAACUGGCCAUUGGACUCCCUGUCAGCCUGGUCUGUCUCUGCUUCAUAAUGACUGCUGUGUGGCUCAUGUACCAGAAGCAGAAGUUAUUAUGGGAUGAGAGUUGGAUCAUUGACUUCACUUUAAUCCAACAACAAGACCGUGUUCGUACGACCAUGGGCAGCAUGAUGAGUGUACCAGUAGGGACAAGUGACAGCAAUACCAGCUGUGUGACGGGAAUGAGCUCCUGCACCACCCGCAAGAACACCUUCACCUGCACCGCUAUAUAUGACGGCAGGACUGUCGCUGUGAAGAGGAUCCAGACCAAGACCUUCUCUCUCUCCAAGGCGGUGAGGGAGGAGGUGAAACAAGUCAGAGAGCUGGACCACCCUAACCUUUGUAAGUUCUUCGGGGGAUGUGUGGAGGUACCCAACGUUGCCAUAGUAACAGAGUACUGCCCCAAAGGCAGUCUGAGUGACGUGCUACUCAACGAUGACAUCCCUCUGAACUGGGGAUUCAGGUUCUCCUUCGCUGCGGACAUCGCGCGGGGGAUGGCCUACCUGCACCAGCACAGGAUCUUUCACUCCCGCCUGCGCUCCCAAAACUGUGUCCUGGACGACCGCUGGGUCUGCAAGAUCUCAGACUACGGGCUGAGGACCUAUCGUAAGCAGGACAAGGCGGAGCCUCUCUCCUUCUAUCAGCAGAGACUACUGGAGGUGUACACACCCCCUGAAUGUCAAGACCCUGAUACUGAGCCUUCACUGGCCGGAGAUGUGUUCAGUUUUUCUGUAAUUCUACUGGAGAUCGCCACUCGCAGCGACCCAGUUCCGGUGGAAGACUCUAGUCUGGAGUGUGCAUGGUGUCCUCCUCUUCCAGAGCUCAUCUCCAGUAAGACUGACAGCUGCUGCCCCUGCCCUGCUGACUAUGUAGAGCUGAUUCGUCGAUGUCGCACCGCGAACCCCGCCCACAGACCGACCUUCGAGCAGAUCAGGAAGUUUGUGAACCGAAUAAACCCUGACAAAGUCAGCCCUGUUGACAUGAUGAUGAACCUGAUGGAGAAGUACAGCCGGCACCUGGAGGUUCUGGUAGCUGAGAGAACUCAGGACCUGAUGCACGAGAAACAGAAGACAGACAGACUGCUCUACAGUAUGCUUCCUAAGCAGGUAGCUGAUGACCUCCGACAGGGAAAACCUUCCCAGGCCCAGAGCUACAUUAGUGCUACUGUCUUCUUUAGUGACAUCGUCGGCUUCACACAGCUGUCUAGCUCCAGCACCCCCUACCAGGUGGUGGACCUCCUCAACAACCUCUACACCACCUUUGAUGACAUCAUCGACAACUACGACGUCUAUAAGGUGGAGACCAUCGGAGACGCCUACAUGGUGGUGUCGGGGGUCCCCCGUGCUAACGGGAUCCUCCACGCUGCAGAGAUCUCCAGCAUGGCUCUGGACCUGGUCUCCGUCUGCAAAACCUUCAGGAUCCCUCAUAAACCCAACACACAACUACAGAUACGAGCUGGGAUCCACGCUGGACCAGUAGUAGCAGGAGUGGUGGGGACCAAGAUGCCGCGCUACUGUCUGUUUGGAGACACCGUCAACACGGCCUCCAGGAUGGAGUCCACCAGCGAAGCUCUGAAGGUGCAGUGCAGCUCCAGUGUGUUCUUCCUGCUGGAGGAGGUUGGAGGCUACGUCCUGCACUGCAGAGGAGUUCAGCAGGUCAAGGGUAAGGGAGACAUGGUCACCUAUUGGCUGGAGGGGAAACAAGGUGACCUGCGCUACAAGACUGUCGCCCCCGACAACCCUAGCCCUGCCAAGCCAGGGCUCAGGGACAUGGAGAGUGAGCGAGAUCUGCUGGGCUCCAUCCCGGGCAGUGUGAACGGCGACGUCCUACUCAGCCCAGAGUGACCCCUGACCUCGGUGAUGUCGUCGCUCAGGGCCGCGUGGCUCUCUGUAGAAACACGUUAGAUCGCCUUGUGCCCCCGUUGAUCCGACGUGGGAGACGUAAGAAGAACCUGGUCUUUAGAGAACGCUUGAGAACCGUUAACUAGAUACAGAGUUAUCACUCUGAAUCCAACCACAUGCUUACUGUGACCUCCUAGGGGUGCACAGACUGCUACAAAGAGUAGUGGUUAUGGGUCAAUAUAAAUGUGGUUAGCUGAUCAGUAACUUGAAAUAUACUUAUAUUGCUUGGAUCAUAAAACAUACUUACAAAAUCUUGUUGUUACAAUCAGUCAUAACCAGGUAUAACCGUUAAUAACCAGUUAGAACAACAGGUUACAGCAUUUUGAACCAUUUUGAACAUUGGAGUCGUGUAUUCAUUCAUCACAGUUGGCCGGCAAUAACCAAUCAGAUCAUCGAGGUGUUAUGAUGUUGGACUUGUAUAACCAGGUGUCAUGCGUGAUGUGGGUGUGUUGAUGGAGAUUAUCUGUAUUAGCGUAUUAUGUGU